Messenger RNA from Crotalus tigris (Tiger rattlesnake), 3409 nucleotides. RefSeq names its product OTU deubiquitinase 5 (gene OTUD5). The record is from RefSeq and is a predicted model, not a curated record. Gene Ontology annotation, molecular function: cysteine-type deubiquitinase activity; K63-linked deubiquitinase activity. The transcript has 9 exons. Lineage: Eukaryota; Metazoa; Chordata; Lepidosauria; Squamata; Viperidae. Gene Ontology annotation, biological process: protein deubiquitination. Bases 149 to 1831 code for a protein of 560 amino acids.
CUUCGUCUGGCCGCCGCCACUGCCGGCUUGACACACGCGUCCUUCCGCGCGGCUCCUGCCCGGGGGUCUCGCCCCUCGGUGCUGCUGCUCCUCCUCCUUCUCCUCCCAGCCCCUUCCUGUCCCCUUCCCUCCCGUCCUCGCUUUGGCCAUGACGAUCCUGCCCAAGAAGAAGGCCUGCCCGGCUGCCGGAGACGGAGAUAGGGACCAGCCCGGCUCGAGAGGGGGAGGCCCCGGCGGCCCAGGGGGCCCCGGCGGCGUAGGCGGCCCUGACUCCCGGGGCUGCUCCGGCGCCGAUUCCCACCCGCGCGGCGUCGGCGUUGGGGGAGGCGUCGGACCCGGGGAUCCGCAUUCCGGGCGCGGCGGAGCCCGUCCCCGGGCUUCGCCUCCCCCGCCGCCGCCACGCUGGGGACUGCCCCCCGCCGGGUCCCCUCCGCCGCCUAAUCCCGGAGUUGGAGCCGGGGGGGACGGGCCCGGCCUCGGCCUACUCGACCCCGGGGUGGCCGAAUCGCGGGGCGGAGUAGGCGGCGGUUGCUGCUCCGGGCCCGGCCACAGCAAACGGCGACGGCAGGGGGGGCCUGGCGGCGGGCUAGGGCUCGGCGGGGCGGCGGGGCCUGGGGGAGGGGGAGGCAAUAGUCCCGAGGAAGAUGAGGUCGGCGCCGGCUACAACAGCGAAGAUGAGUACGAGACGGCGGCAGCCCGCAUCGAGAGCAUGGACCCGGCCACCGUCGAGCAGCAGGAACACAGGUUCGAGAAGGCGCUGAGAGAGAAGAAAGGGUUCAUCAUAAAACAGAUGAAGGAAGAUGGGGCCUGCUUGUUCCGGGCUGUGGCUGACCAGGUAUACGGUGACCAAGACAUGCACGAAGUGGUCAGGAAACACUGCAUGGACUACUUGAUGAAGAAUGCCGACUACUUUUCCAAUUACGUGACGGAAGAUUUCACCACUUACAUUAACCGCAAGCGGAAAAACAACUGUCAUGGCAACCACAUUGAGAUGCAGGCUAUGGCAGAGAUGUACAACCGGCCUGUGGAGGUUUACCAGUAUGGCACAGAGCCCAUCAAUACUUUCCAUGGCAUCCAUCAGAAUGAGGAUGAGCCCAUCCGGGUGAGCUAUCACCGCAACAUACAUUACAACUCCGUGGUGAACCCCAACAAGGCUACCAUUGGGGUGGGACUAGGGCUGCCCUCCUUCAAGCCAGGGUAUGCAGAGCAGUCCUUGAUGAAGAAUGCCAUCAAGACCUCGGAGGAGUCCUGGAUCGAGCAGCAGAUGCUGGAGGAUAAAAAGCGAGCGACCGACUGGGAAGCCACCAACGAGGCUAUCGAAGAACAGGUUGCCAGAGAGUCUUAUUUGCAGUGGCUACGUGACCAGGAAAAGCAGGCCAGACAGCCCCGCAAAGCCAGUGCUACUUGUAGCUCUGCCACGGCGGCCGCAGCGAGCGGUUUGGAAGAAUGGAGUGGUCGUUCUCCACGUCAGCGCAGCUCAGCUUCUUCCCCGGAACACCCCGAGCUGCACAAUGAGCUGAAUGCUGCCAAGCCCCCUUCUCCUGGAAGCACCGCAGCCCUAGCACUUACCAAGCCCCCCUCGCCGUGUGCUCCAGGUACAAGCAGCCAGCUGUCUGCAGGCGGCGGGCGAGUAACCCCUCCCUUAGUGUCGUUGUAUCCAGCCCUGGAGUGCCGGGCAAUAAUGCAACAGAUGUCACCCACAGCAUUUGGUCUGAGUGACUGGGAUGACGAUGAGAUCUUGGCUUCGGUGCUGGCCGUUUCGCAACAGGAGUACUUGGAAAGCAUGAAGAAAGGUGCCCUGCACCGAGACAGUGGUUCUGACAAGAGUUGAUACCUGGUUCCGGCUCUUGCGCUCGCCUGACACCCCUUUGGUGUGCAUGUUUUGGCAGGAAGGAUGAUAACACUUGGAACCCCUCCCCUCCUCCACUGCUGCUGAUCAACGCUCCUUCAGCUGCCCCUUUGCCCCCCACUUUUGGCUCUCCGCAGAAGACUCUCCCCUCUGGUGCGCUGAGAAACAGACAGGUGCAAAAGAGAGACAGGAUCUCUUCCCCAAGGAGCUGAAACACUCGCAAACUGGGGCAUGCUGGGCUUCCCCUUCAUCUGCCGUUUUUCAUUAUUAAAAGAAAUAAUUGAACUGGUCCUCGAGAGAGCCCUCUCCCCUCCCCCUUUGGAUUGGAGGGGUUGAGUUUGCCUGCGGGGGGGGGGGUGGGGAACGGACGUUGGCUUUAGGGGUGUGGAGAGAGUGUAGCUGCCUCAAUAGAAGGAAAAUGCCACUGUAGGGCCUGCUGGUUUCCCUCACCCUGGAGGCUGGAGGGGAAUCAUGUAAUUUGGGGACAAGGAGAAGAGGACUUGAUAGGACACCACUUGUUUUUUGCUCUUUCAGCCACAUUCCCUGCCCUAAGAGAAAAGAUUUCAGCAAAGCAGGUCCUAAACCUGCAGCCAUUGAAAUCAUUCUCCCUUCCUCCAAAGAAAAGUCUCUCCUCCUCCCUUCCCCUCCCUUGUCUCUAAGAUGCUGUCCCUUUUUCACUCGGUGCAAUAGCCUCUCUUUCUCUUCCCACCCACCUCUUUGUUCACGUGUGGCUCUUGACCACCCAGCAGGCAUCACUUCUUUCACCAUUGCCAAUGGGUUGGUCCAGCUAUCUGGUCUAGCUGCUCUCAUGGCUGUGCUUCAUUGGCCUUGAUCCCUCCUGCUGCUGCCUUUUCGAUUCUCCCCGUGCCUAGCAGCAGAGGGAGAGGGGGCACCGCUCACCGGUCAGUGUCAGGACUUCCCCCUGAGCAGGUCUGGCCUUAGGGUAAUGCUGAGAGGAAAAGAGACUGGGAACCAAAUGGACUCUGGACAGAAAAUAAAGCGAUGGAGGCUGCAGCUAACAUGGAGGGGUGCCAAGCUCUCCAGGGGCAAAAAUAGACUUGAACUCCCAUUCUAAGGGCUGGUUCAAACCGGGGAGCCUCUCCUGGGUCCUGGACUGUUGAUGGACUGGCUUGAAAGUUUAAAACAAAACAAAAAACAACAACAACAAAAAGCCAAGGAAGGAAGUAUUUCUGGUAAUCUUACCUUUUCCAGGUGUGGUGUCUUCCUCACUACAUAUGUAGUUAUAAUCUACCUAUUGUGGCCAUUUUACUGUCCAAGCCUUGGUCUGAACAAGUGUUUCUUUACACUCAGAUGUAAAGAGGCCAUGUGCUCAGCUCCUCUUGCGUCUUCAUGCUGAGUCCCAAAUUCCUGGAGGGACAGGAGAUAACGCUGACAUUCCUGCCAUCCCCAUUUGUUGCUCUCUGACGCUUCAAAGAGACAUCUUUGAAAAGUGGGGAGGGGAGUCGUCUGCUGCUUUAGAAGAUGGAUCCUGAAGACUCCACGGAUGGCUGGUCUAAAAGUGGUAUUUGGUGCCUGAAAUAAAAAUAUAGGCAGAGUUGA